AUGUCUAAAACAUUGAACGAUCAGAUAGUGAUCAGUGGUAUGAGUGGACGAUUCCCACAAUCCGACACUAUUGAUGAGUUUGCCGAAAACCUAUACAAUGGCACUGAUAUGAUAAGUGAUGACAACCCGCGUUGGCCUAAAGGACUGUAUGAUAUGAACUCACGAAUGGGUAAACUGAAAACUUACGACAGGUUUGACAUAACUUUUUUCGGUUUAAUGGAAAAAAUGUGUCACGAAAUUGAUCCGCAAUCUCGUCUACUAUUAGAGGUAACCUACGAAGCCAUCAUCGAUGCAGGAAUAAAUCCCGAUUCACUUCGCGGUACGCGAACCGGUGUUUACAUAGGAGUUGCCAGUUAUGCGGCCAGUGAUGGAUAUGCAGAGGAACUACAACCGGAUAUUAUUACACAAAAGGAUUCAGUGUUUUUGCAAAAUACAGGGAAUAUGAAGUCAAUGUUCGCCAAUCGGGUGUCUUUUGUAUUUGAUUUUAAAGGUCCAUCAAUGAUAGUGGACACGGCGUGUUCGUCCAGUUUAACGGCAUUUAACUUAGCAAUCAAUGAUCUCAGAUUAGGUAAUGUGGACUAUGCUAUCGUUGGCGGUACACACAUGACAUUUGAUCCGUACGUACUCCAAAUGGCACAGGAAUCGGGUAUUUGUUCGCCAACUGGACGCUCAUCAGUAAUGGACGAAUACGCCGAUGGUAUGGUCAAAGCAGAUACUGUUGUGGCGCUUCUGCUUCAACGUGGACCCGGUGCUCGACGAGUGUACGCUAGUGUACUGACUUCGAGAGUCAAUUGCGACGGCCGCAAGACUAUCGGUAUGUUUCAUCCGUCGAGUGAAGACCAAUACAAAUUAAUGGUAAUGGCCUACACUGAGGCCAAUAUAGAUCCAUUGAAAUUGACAUAUUUUGAGGGACACUUGACUGGAACUAAAGCUGGCGAUCCCGAAGAAAUUCGUUCAAUUUUUAGGGCUUACUGUGAAAAGCCAGACCGUCGACAGCCAUUAUUAGUGGGCAGUUUGAAAAGCAAUAUGGGUCACGCUGAGGGAGGUUCCGGUUUGGCCUCACUUAUCAAAGUGUUGUUAGCUUUUGAAAAUGAAUGUAUUCCUCGUAAUAUUAAUUUAAACAAAUUAAGACAUGAACUUAGACUAUACUGUCCACCAAUUAGUCCAGUGACUAGCAAUAUGCCAUACAAACCGGGAAUGGCCGCUAUUAACAACUUUGGUUUGGGUGGAGUUAAUGCACACUUAUUGGUUGAACCCAACUAUAAAAUUAGAUCCAUUAGUGAUGACGAUUGUCUGAGUAUAACCGAUACUAUACCGAGAAUAGUCAAUAUUUGCGGCCGAACUGAGGACUCGGUCAAACAUAUUAUGGAUUUUAUUGAACAAAAUCCUAAAAAAAUCACUAAAGAUUUUUUGGCACUUUUGGGUGAAAUUAUGAAAUACUCGCCUAAUGUAAACUCAUCCGGCUUUCCCUAUAGAGGUAAUGUAAUGUUGUAA
Oppia nitens is the source of this 1494-nucleotide messenger RNA. Its product is annotated as fatty acid synthase-like. NCBI's taxonomy places the organism in Eukaryota, Metazoa, Arthropoda, Arachnida, Sarcoptiformes, Oppiidae. Gene Ontology annotation, biological process: fatty acid biosynthetic process. The coding region runs from base 1 to 1494 and encodes 497 amino acids. Gene Ontology annotation, molecular function: 3-oxoacyl-[acyl-carrier-protein] synthase activity; fatty acid synthase activity. The transcript is spliced from 6 exons. The record is from RefSeq and is a predicted model, not a curated record.